AUGAAAGAAGAUAUAAAACCUGCUUCAUUAACUACUUUUAGAUUAGAAAUUAAAUUACUGAUAAAUGAAAAAAAUGGAAAUUUAAAAGAUUUUAAAACUAAAAUUAAUAUAUCUGAAAGUAAUAUAUCAAUUUUUAAUACAAUUAAAUAUUAUGUAUUACGUAAAGAAACUAAAGAUGAAAAAGCAGCUUCAUCAUCACCACCACCACAACCAAAUAAAAAAUCACAUAAUAAAUUAACAAUUGAUAAGAUUCUAAAAUUAUCACAUAAUUUAGUUUCUGAUAUAAGUAUACAUAUUGAAAAUUCUAAAAUUUCAGAAAUUCCAUUUGUAUUAAUUGAAGAUAAUAUGUCAAUUGAAGAAUAUUUUAAAGAAAUUAGACCCAAAACAUCAUUGGAAAUUGUAACAAAAUCUGUUUCUUUUAAUUUAUCAAAAUUAAAUAAAGAUUCAGCUGGUUUUGAAGCAAGUUUUAAUCCAAAAUUAGAUUCUCCUUUCCAUUUAACUUUAUCAAUUCAAUUAUUUAAAAUUUUUUUUAUCAAAAGAAUUAAUUUAUUAAAUGGUAUAGAUGGACAAAAUUCUGAUGAAUUAUUAAAUAUGCCAAAUAAUUCAUUUACUUUUAAAUCAAAUUUAUUAAGUCAAUUAAUUCAAUCAAGAGGUUUUGAAAAUUGUGUAAUGGAAAUUUAUUUUUCUGCAAGUUCUCCCAUAUUAGAUGUUACUUCAAGACAAAUGAGUGCAUUAUUAUAUAAUGGAGUAUUAAUUCAAAAAUGGUUUAAGUUGAAAAAAUUAAGAAAACAAAUUAAUAAUGAACAAAUAAGUGAUAAUGAAGAAGAUGAAGAUGAAUUAAAAGUUAAAUCUUUAAAAGCAAGAAUUUGGAAAUAUGUUAAUGAUCAUUAUCCAAAUUUAGAUAUGAAAAUUGUUAUUGAACAACCAAGAAUUAUUUUACAACAUGAAGGAAAAAACACUCAAUUAUUAAAUUGUUCUUAUUCUUUAUUAAAUUUUAAUUUAUCAACUACUGAAACAAGAGAUUAUUCAGCAAAUUUAGAAAUUUUAUAUCCAAUUAUAAAUUAUCAUGAAAAAUCAAAUUUAUCAAGUAAAGAUUUUAAUAAUAAAAUAAUGAAAAAGGAUAUUGCUAAAAUGAAUAAUUUUAAUUUAAAAUUAGAUAUUUUUAAGAAUCUUACUAUAAAUUCAUCAAUUGAAUUUAAUAAAAUUGUUGUAAGUUUAACAAGUUUAGAAGUUUUUCAAGGUAUUCAUUGGUUAUUAUUAGAUGUUACAAAAUUAGCAGAAAGUGAUUUUUCAAUUGGAAGAAUAAAUAAUUCAUUUAAUGAAGAAUUGAAAGAAUUGAAUAUAUCAAAACAGACCAGUAUACCAGUAAAAUCCAUGGAAGAAAAACUUUUCAAAUAUUUACCUUCUUGGAUUAAUCAAAUUGAAAUUAAAUUUGUUGAAAUUGAUUUAUUAAUUGGUGCAAGAUCUGUACUUAUUCCGAAGUCUGAUCUUUUUGAAUCGAGUCUUAAUGAUAUUGAUAGAAAUCAUGAUUUAAGAAAAAUAAAUUUAAAAUUAGAAUCAAUUAAAACUUUAAUUAUAAAUAAUGAUAAUAAUAAUGAUCAAUGUGAGAGUGAUUUAUCAUCAAAUUCACUGGAAACUUUAACUUCUUUAGUUGAUACAGAAUAUUGGUCCAUAACAACCACACUAAAAAAUUUACAAUUAUUAAUGCCAGAUGAUCAUAGUUCAAAACAUUCCAAAACAACACCAUUUAUUGAAUUUCCCAAGAUAGAAAUGAAAAUGGAUUCAAUAACUGAUUUAUAUGGAAAAAAUCAAUUAUUAUUUGCUUCAAAAAUUGACAAAUUAAAUUUAAAUUAUAAUAGAUUUAAAUUAUUUACAUUAAUUGGUUCAAUUUAUUUAAUUAGAGAAUUUAUAAUUGAACCUUUAAAAUUAAUAAAAUCCAAAAUAAAAAAAGAAUUAAAUAAAUUUGAACAACCAUCAAUUUCAAAAUCUACAAAUAUUUUAAAAUUUUUAGUAUUAAAUAUUGUAUUAGAAGAACUGACUAUGAUAUUAUAUUUAUCAUCAGAUUUUAAAUUGAAAUUACAAUUAUCAAAUUUAGAAAUUGAUUUAGUUAAUAAAAUUGGAAAGCUAUCAUUAUAUUUUAUAAGAUUAUUAGCUAUAUCACCAACUAUAAAAGAUAAAUGGUGUAGAUUAGUUUGUGUUGAUUCAUUAAAUUUAAAUUCAACAUUAAGUAAAAAACCAAAAUUAGAUAUUCAUACAGAUUCAAUUAGAUUAAUUCAACCUCAUAAAUUUAUUGUAUAUAAAUUAUUUGAUAAUAUUUCAAUUUCAUUGAAGCUAGCAAAACAUUUAGUCAAGUUAUUAAAAUCUAAUGAAACUAAAGAAAAUUCAAAUAUUGUUCAUCCUCAUCAACAAAAUCCAAUUCCAUUACCUCCUAUAUCAAUAAAAUCAAAUCAUUUAAAAUUUGUAAUGGAAGAUGAUCCUUUUGAAUCUGAAUUAGGUAUGAUUUAUCAAUUAGGUUUAGUUGAACAAAGGAAAAGAUUAGAAUUAUAUUCAUUAUUUGAAAAUAAAGAACGUCAAUUACCAGAUGAUAAACAGUACUUCAAGAGAUUAGAUAAUUUAAAUCAAACAAUUUCAAAACUGUGGAUUAGAAAAGUUCAAGUAUAUAAAGAAAAAUUAAGAAAAGAAGUUGCAAAUCAUAAAACUUAUCUUUUUGGUAAUGAAUGUAAAUUUGAUUCAAAUUAUAAUUUGGAUGUUGUUGCUUAUCCUUAUCAUGCUCCUUUAUUAAUAAUAGCAAUGGAAGGAUUUGAUUUAAAUAUUAAUCAACCUGAAUUUGGUUUAGAUAAUGUUGCUGAUUUCAUAUAUGAAGUUGGUCAAAAAGUUCCAAAAGAUACUAAAUAUUCAGUAUUAAUCCCUACACAAUUAGAUUUAAAAGUUAUUGAAAUGAGAAUGCAUUUAAGAGAUUAUCCAUUACCUAUAUUAUAUUCACCAAGAUGUAAAAAUAAUAAUUCAAGUUUAUAUUUAAAAGGUCCACUUGUAAUAACAGAACAAUUAGUUACAAAAGAUGAACAUAUAAGAAAAUUGGAUAUCCCCCUUGUCCCCCAAGCAAAUUCAAAAUAUGAUUCAUUAAUUGUUGAAAAAACUUUAUCAAGUAUUAAAAUGUAUACAAAAUUAAAUUGUAAAUUUGAUUCAGAUUAUCCAACAAGAAUUAUAUGGGGUACAUCAUAUAAUUUUGGUAUACAACAAUUUAUGUUAAAUUUUGAUCAAUUUUCAAAACCUCCUGUUGAUCCUUCUAAUAAAUUAGGAUUUUGGGAUAAAUUAAAAUAUAUUUUACAUGGUUCUUGUACAAUAAAAACAAGAAAAAGUUUAGAAGUUGGUUUUAAAGGUUCAAGAGAUCCUUAUGAUUUAUUAGGUACUUCAACAGGAUUUGUAUUAUCUUUUCAAAAAAAUGUCAUAUGGGAUAUAAAUAAAAAUGAUGAUUCAAGACAAUUUUUUGAUAUUACUGCUGAUUCUGUAUCAUGGUAUAUACCAAAUUAUUUAGGUGGUCCUUUGCUAGCAUGGACAAGAAAUAGUUUAGAUUCCAUUUAUUUACCUGAUUCUCCAAAUUUUAUAAGUUCUUGUUUUGCUUAUUAUUUAGAAGAUUCCAAAACUAAACCAGAUUUUGAUUAUAUGAAAAAAGUAUUUGCAAAAGAUACUAUAAAUUUAAGUGGUGGUAUAAGUUAUCGUGUUGGUUUCCUUUUGCAACGUAAAGUUGAUGGUAAAAGAAUUGAUAAAUUUAAACCUCAUUAUGAUAUUCAAUUAAUGAAUCCAAAAUAUUGUGACAAAGAUCAUGAUUCUUAUCGGGGUUUCAGAAGUGAAUAUAUUCAUAUGGCUAUUUCAUUAACUGCUGAUAAAGAUAAUACUUACAAUACUAUACAUUUAAGUCCAGGAGCUUUUAAUCAAUUUUUUGCAUGGUGGAAAUUAUUUGCAAGUAAUAUGAUGUUACCAAUAAGAAGAGGUCCAUUAUUUGGAGAAGUUAAAAAUUCUGUAAAAUUUUCUCAACAUUUAUUUACAAAUAAAUUUUCAUUUUAUUUAAAAUCAUUAUUUUUAUCACAUAUUUAUAGAGAUGAAAUAGUUGAUGUUAAUGAUGAUAGAAUUGAAUGUGUUGGAUUAAGAGCUAAAAUUAAUGAAUUUUCAGUUGAUUUACAUCAAAGAAAAGAACCAACAACAUUAUAUCAUGAAGAAUUAUCAAAAUCUACAAAAAUCAUGAAAAUGAUUUUUAAUGUUGGAGAAGUUACAUUAUCUGGGAUUGAUAUGAGAGUAAUUCAUACAAGUUUUAUUCAAAAUUUAUAUUCAAAUAAUAAAAAAUCUUAUAAUGAUGAUAAAAAUUCAAAAUAUAAUAUAUAUUUCGAUAAUGAUAAACGUUGGUUUGAUAUUCAAGAUUAUGAAGAAGCAUUUUUACCAUCAAUAAAAUAUAGUCCAAGAAAUGUUAAUAUUUAUCCAGUAAUGUAUUCUCAUAGAUUUUCAUAUGAAAGAGAUACUGAUCAAGAUGCUUCAAAAAAUGAAGAAGAUGAUCAAUUUGGUAAUGAAGAUAUUCAUAAUUGUAGAAUUAAAGAUAAAGAUCCAACACAAGUUCGUAUUGAUAUAUUAACAAAUAGAUUAAAUUCAUUAAAUCAAAUUUCCAAAAAAGAUUCAAGUCUUUUAAAAAGAAUUGAAUUUUUAGAAAAAGAAAUUGAAGGAGUUAAAAAAAAUAAAAGAAUUGUUUAUCAAAGAUCAUCAACAAUGGCUUCAGUACAAAAGGAAGAUGAAUUUUUUCAUAAUAAAUUUACUUGGUUAAGUAUGCUUUUAAAAUGGAAUAGAAAUUGUAGAAAUUUAGUUUUAAAAUAUAUUCAUUUUGUUCAAUUAAAAGCAAAUAUGAGAAAAUAUUUAUCCCAUGAAUCAAUAACUUUGCUUGAAAAAAUUAUUGAAAAAGGUAAAAAGGCAAUGGAAGAAGAUCAAAGUAGCAAUAGUGAACAAUCUAAUUUCUCAGAAUCUAAUGGUAGAAGUUUAUCUACUCAUGAUGAUUCUGAAACUAUUGAUUUAUCAUCAAAACAAAGAUUAAUUAAAUUUGAUAAAAUUUUAAAAGAAAUUUCGGGAUCUGAAAAUUUAUCAGAAGAUUAUUUAAUUGAAAUUAUAUCACCUCAAAUUCAAUUACAAAGUGAUGAUGCUCCUGAAUCAGUAGUUAUUAUAUCUGCUCCAUCAAUAAGUGGUAAAUUUAUAUCUAUUUUAGAUUCCAAGGAUUCACCUAAUCCAGAUACUUUAGAAAAAAGAUAUGGUUGUAUAUUAAAAGAUGCAAGUGUAUUUGUAUUAAAUAAAAAUUCAUUAAAUCCUUUAGUUGUUAUUGAAAAUCCUUAUGGUGCUAAAUCAAAUUCAAAUUGGCCACCAUGGUUAGGUCCAGAAGUAACUCAAAAUGGAAAAUGGGCAGGAGAAGAUCAAUUAUUAAUUCAAAAUUUAUCAGUAAUGACAUUAUUAUAUGAUACAGAAAUUAAAUUAAAUGAUAAUAAAAAUAAUUCAUCACAAAUUGAUGCACCAAAAAGAUUAAGAAUUGAUACUCCCUCCAUAAUUUUAACUUCUACUUCAUCACAAUAUUUUACAUUAUAUGUUAUAAUUAUAAGUCUUUUAUUUUAUAGUGAACCAUUAAGUAAAGUUAUUCAAGAAAAAAUUGAAAAAAUGAAAUUUUCAAUAGAUUUUGAAAAUUUAGAAGGAAUGACUGAAAAAGUUAAAAUAAUGCAAUCAUAUUAUAGAACAUUAAAAUUAUUAGCAUCAAAUUAUAGUUUUAGAAAAAAUCAUUUAACAAAUGAAGAUUUAAAUAAUUAUUUAACUAUAAAUUUAGAAAGUGGAGAAUAUGCAAGUGAUAUUUAUUUAUUUUUAAAAACUUUAUUAGCUGGUGAUUUUUUUGAUGAUUCUUCAAAUAAUCCUCAAAUUUCUUGGUUAAUUAAAGCAGAUGAAUUUAUAUUACACAUCUUGGAAGAAGAUAGAACACCCAUAUUAGAUCUUGCAUUAGCUAAAGGAAUCUACAAAAGAAAAGAAUUUGAAAGUGGUUCAAAUUUUAAUAGAAUUCAAGUUGGUAUGUUACAAGGUUUUAAUUUAAUUGAAAAUGCAAGAUAUCCUGAUUUUAUAAAUCCAAUAGAUAAUACCAAAAUAGAUAAAAAUUUAAUUGAUUUAUCAUGGACAAUGAAUAGAUCAGUUGGUGGUAUAAAAGUUGUUGAAAAUAUGCAAGUUAAUUCAUUACCAUUAAAUAUUAAAAUUGAUGAAAUUACAGGUGAAAAAUUAAUGAAUUUUAUUUUUCAAACUGAUUCUACAUCUGAUUUAAAAAAUAGUAAAGUUAUGACUUUUACAAAUAAUACAGAAGCUAAAAAGGAUGAAAUUGAAAAUCCAGAUGGUAAUAAUGAUGAAUUUGGAUUUGUUGUUGAAACUGAAGGAGCAAAUAAAUCUGUAAAUUUUGAUAAAAAUAAAGAAAAAUUAGAAAAACAAGAGAAAGAUAAAAAAGAAAAUGGAAGUAGUAGUAAUAAUACAAGCGACAAAAAUAAAAGAAGUUUAACAAAACUUUCAGGAUUAAAAUCAUCAGAAACAAGUAAUUCAAAUGAUGAAGAAGAAGAUGAUGAACAAAUUAAUGAAAUGAUUGAAAGAUCAAAAAAAUAUUUUUCAAUUAUAUCAUUAAUUAUAAAAUCAAUAACUUUACAAAUAACAAUAAAAUUAAAUAAAGGAUAUAAAAGAAUUUUAAAUGUUAAUAAUUUUAAAAUUGAAUUACCUCAAAUAAAUAUAAAUAAUGAAAUUAUGUCAUUUAUUGAUUUAACUAAUAUGAUAAAAAAAUUAAUUAUAAAAACUUUAUUAAGUCAUAUUGGUAAAUUAUUAGCAAAUAAAUUAAAAUCAAAUAUUGAUAACACCACAAAAGUCAUUGAUGAUCAAGAUCAAAUUGAACAAAAAAAUAAAAGAUCAAUUUUAAAACCUUUAAAAAAAUAUGAUAGAUUUAUUCCUGUAAAGGAAUUAACUGUUGUUAAAACUAUAACGAAGUAA
This is a messenger RNA of Lodderomyces pseudojiufengensis, 7029 nucleotides long. RefSeq names its product Fmp27p (gene FMP27). The transcript has a single exon. NCBI's taxonomy places the organism in Eukaryota, Fungi, Ascomycota, Pichiomycetes, Serinales, Debaryomycetaceae. Bases 1 to 7029 code for a protein of 2342 amino acids. The record is from RefSeq and is a predicted model, not a curated record.